Sitophilus oryzae (rice weevil) is the source of this 2332-nucleotide messenger RNA. It is a transcript of the gene tau, whose product is annotated as microtubule-associated protein tau. Gene Ontology annotation, biological process: microtubule cytoskeleton organization; neuron projection development. Gene Ontology annotation, molecular function: microtubule binding. The record is from RefSeq and is a predicted model, not a curated record. The transcript is spliced from 12 exons. Gene Ontology annotation, cellular component: neuron projection. Bases 16 to 1953 code for a protein of 645 amino acids. NCBI's taxonomy places the organism in Eukaryota, Metazoa, Arthropoda, Insecta, Coleoptera, Curculionidae.
UACGUCCACUUAAAUAUGUCGCAACAAAACGUGACAAACGGGCCUACGACAGACGGCAACUCUGUAAAAAUCGACGAUGGUAUAAUACAAGCGCCACCGCCCAAACCACCUACAGACAUACCGCCAGCACCCUCCUAUCCCCCCGCAGGGCCGUUUUUAGCGAGACCUCCCCUGCUUCGCACAGACAGCCGGCAAAAUUUCAAUUACCGACCGCCGUUUCCUAAUGUCGUCCCCUCCAGCGGCCCGCAAUCGUUAGGAACGGUACCGCCCCACCAGUACAAUCAAGGGUACUCAGUCAACAGCGGACCCCAAUCUAUCGGUCCGGGGGUUCUACCGCCUAGACCCCCGCAGCAACAGGUGGUCAGGCAACCCGUCCAGCAACCACAGUUCGUCCAGAGAGGACCUCCUCUAGGUCCAGGAGGGACCCCUCCGCCACGUGGAGGACCGGUUCCUGGAGGACAGUUUCCUCCAGGCCAGCAACAAUCCAGACCUCCGAUAUUCCGACCUCAGACUCCAUAUCCUCGACCUCCCUUGCUGGCUCAGCGGCCUCAGAUCUUUCAGCAGAGCUCAGUACCGUCGUUUAACCGACCCAGACCCUCUCUAGAAGACUCUUUUUACAGAUCGCAAACUCUGGAUACCGCGGAGAUCGAGGGCCAGAGGUAUGCGGACGGGGGCAGGAGUCCAUUAGCGGACCAGAGACCCCCCUCCGUAGCCUCACUGGGGCGUAGCAUGAGUUCUUCGUCGCAGGGGCCGUUUUUCGAUCAAAAAAGGCACAGCGGAAGCCAGGAAUCGAUCAAUAUUUCAAGACAAGGAUCUAUGGAGAAUGUAACGAUGCAAAGAAGAUACGAGGAUCAACCCCCGUCGAGACCCGAUUCUCGACCUCCUUCGAGAAUGGACAAAAUCGACGAGAGCAAAACACCAGGAGACGCUGCAAACAAAUCACAUAGUCAAGGUAUCGAAAUGUCAAAUGGGGUCCCGCAUCAGUCUCCAAGCAAGGAGGCUUCCAAGCAGGUGUCGCAAGUUAAGGCUCAGGCGUCUGAUCACAGACAAGAAGCUCUUGAUCGGGAUCAGGAGAAAAAGAAUGAUUUGGAUCUGAAAUUGAGUCGUAAUAAAGGAGAUAACGACAGUGGCGUAGACGAAUCAACUCAAGGAAAUGACCAGUCUUGUAAUGGAGACUCCAGGUCUCCCAGGAAAUCCACCAAAUCCAGGACGUCGUCCACCACACCUACUAAGGGAAGGUCCCUGUCCAGAGGUUCCAAGACUCCAUCCAGUUUACAGUCGCCAGAUUCCGCAGCAACCACUCCAGGAUCAGCUGAAAAAAAAAAAGUUCCUAUGAACAAGAUCCAGGUCGGUGCAGCUCCGUCGCCCAAUUUGAAGGUGGUCAAGUCGAAAAUCGGGUCGUUGGAGAACUACCACUACAAGCCGGGUGGUGGGAAGGUGAAAAUCGAGAACAAGAAGCUGGAGUUCAAGAACGCAGCGCCUAGGAUCGAGGCUAAGAACGAGAGAUACCUUCCUAAGAAGGGUGAAAAGAAAAUAAUCACUCAAAAACUAGAAUGGAACGCCAAAUCCAAAAUUGGAUCACUGGAAAACGCCACCUACAAACCAAAGGGAGGGGAUAAAAAAAUCGAAAGCGUUAAAUUGGACUUCAAGGACAAGGCCAAAUCGAAAAUAGGCUCCAAGGAUAAUAUUAAGCAUCAACCAGGUGGUGGAGAUGUCAAAAUCGAGAAUAAGAAAAUAGAGCUCCACGCGAACAGCAAGGUCGGUUCUCUGGACAAUGUCAAGCACAAACCUGCAGGAGGCGACAAGAAGAUCUUCGACGACAAAGAGUAUUUGAAACAACAGAAAUCUGGAAAGUCUAGUAUGGAUCAUUCCUUGUCUGGAUCGCAGCAUUCGAUUCAGUCCCAAGAGACAAAGGCACCAGUAGCAGACGAGAAUUUGAAUCAACACCACUAGAACAAAGGGCUCCUGGAACAGAGCACCCUGUAUAUUUUUUGUUUUCGUCACAUAUCCGGUUUUUUUUAUUACAUAUAUACUUAAGUCGAAGAAAGUAACAGUUAUAUCACCGUUAGAAAACAAUGUAAACCAAAAAAAUGUCACCAGUAAUCAUGUAAUUUAUUUUUUAUUUUCGUAGUAGAUCACUUAAAUGAUACAAAAACACUGUAGGGUUCACUAAUUUUGCUUUAUGUAUUUUUACAUUGUGAAAAAAAAUCGUCCUCAAUACACCUGGUAUUUCUCAAAAGUGACUCACCCCUAUAACUUUUUUAUUUUUUCAGACAAAAAAAACGAGAUUUGGUAUGUUAGUAUAUGACAUAAGGGUCAUUUUCUAUGGAAU